Molecule: messenger RNA, 416 nt
Organism: Drosophila subobscura
Lineage: Eukaryota; Metazoa; Arthropoda; Insecta; Diptera; Drosophilidae
Exons: 2
Coding region: 25-390 (121 amino acids)
Source: RefSeq, a predicted model, not a curated record
CCAAAGAACCCAAACGUGAUCGAAAUGGCUGUGAAGGUUCUGCUGGGUCUGCUGCUUCUGCACAUUGCCACCGAGUUGGCAUUCGGCUGCUCAAACAAUCUCUGUCCGGAGGUGACCAACACGAACACUUUGUGUAGCGGAACGCUGCGCUAUCAAUGCGUCUGCGACUUCACCUGUUCCGAGUGGGACAAACCCUGCAAUUGGUGUCUCACAUGUCCAGCAGAGAUCCAAAAUAUCAACUCUGUUCGCAAUCAAAAGAAUAAGCUGCCUCUCUUCAGCCUGCCCAAUCGCAGUCAUAAGCAGUGCCUGGACAUUAAUAUCCUAACCCACAAGAACUCCAACUGCUGUGACAAGUUCUGUCAAUUGAAUUGUAAAGAUGUCUGUUUCUAAAUAAAUUAUUAAAAUUAUUUAAAGUA